GAUCACAAUCGUCCUGGUGCCGCUCAGCGGGGUGCGUCCCUGGCCCUGUUCAGGUAUGAAGAGGCCACUGAGCCCGUCCCCCUCAGGUGAGAAGGAGCCCCCCACAACUGCAGCACCCGAGUGCCCCCCUCACUCUCCAGAGUCAUCAAAACCUAAGCGGGAAAGGAAACGACCUUCCUACACACUCUGCGAUGUCUGCAAUAUCCAGCUGAACUCCGCUGCCCAGGCCCAGGUGCACUGUGGGGGACGUGCCCACCAGCGGAGGCUUCGGCAGCUCAGCCUGGGCAAGACCUCCACAGGGCCAGCAGGCCAGGCCUCCAGCGCCCCCAGCCCACUGCUGGCCUCCUUGACCCUGCCCACCCGGGCUCUGCAAACCCCGCUGGACUUCAAGCACUUACUCGCCCUCCACUUCAACGGCACCACCCCGCUCAGUCUCUUCCCCAACUUCAGCACGAUGGACCCUGUCCAGAAAGCUGUCAUCAGCCACACGUUUGGGGUUCCCUCCCCUCUGAAGAAGAAGCUGUUCAUCUCCUGUAACAUCUGUCACCUGAGGUUCAACUCAGCGAACCAGGCAGAAGCUCAUUACAAGGGCCACAGACAUGCCAGAAAACUCAAGGCUGUUGAGGCUGCCAAGAGCAAGCAGAGGCCUCGAAACCUGACCCCAAACAGGACGGUAGCAUCUUCAGCUUCACCUCCAGCCAGUGGAGGUCCCAGAAGUCCACAGAGCAGAGAUCCUGCAUCCCCUCCUCUCGGCCCUUCACUUCAGCUAUCACCGACCCCAGACACAUCAGCCAGAGAGCCAGCCCACUCAGACCUCUCGGAUGCCGCUGCUUCCUCUUCCUCUUCUUCCUCGUCCUGCCCACCCUGCUCCCCAGAUCCUGGCAGAGAAGCACCAGGGCCUGAGCCAGCAGAAGUGGCUGUGGGAAGUGGAGUGAAUGGGGAAGGCAGGCGUGGAAAAGGGUGCCUCUACUGCCCUACGUGUAAAGUGACAGCAAACUCAGCCUCUCAGCUUCAGGCUCACAACACAGGAGCUAAGCACCGAUGGAUGGUGGAAGGUCAUCAAGGGGCUCCCCGAAGGGGCCGGGGCCGACCUGUGUCCCAGGGAGGGGCUGGACACAAGACAAAGAGAGUGAUAGGGAACCGUGGGGGUCGGCAGGGACCUAACCCUCCUUUCCACUGUGCCCUCUGUCAGCUCCAGGUCAAUUCAGAGACCCAACUCAAGCAGCAUAUGAGCAGCCGGAGGCACAAAGAUCGCCUGGCUGGGAAGCCCCCCAAGCCCUCCAGCCAGCACAGCAAGCUGCAGAAACAGGCAGCACUGGCUGUGAGCGUCCUCAAGUCUAAAUUGGCCUUGCAGAAGCAACUCACCAAGACACUGGCAGCCCGCUUCCUGCCCAGUCCGCUGCCCACCACAGCUGCUGCUAUCUGUGCCCUGCCCGGGCCCCUGGCCCUCCGGCCAGCUGCAACGGCAGCUGCCACCCUCUUCCCAGCUCCUGUCCUGGGCCCGGCUCUGUUCCGCACUCCAGCAGGAGCCGUCCGCCCUGCUGCAGGACCCAUCCUCUUUGCCCCCUAUUAGCGGUCUCAGGAUGGCCACAUCCUCUCUCUUCCUGGCAAGCACUUGUCUCCACAUCCCAGAGACUGCCGUUGGCCAUUUGCGGGUUCCCACCCAACCUGGGGGUAACUGCUCUUCACUCAGACUGGGAUUUUCCCAGUCCCCUGGGUCUGAGGACCGUCAUGACUCUCCUUUCUUGGGCCAGUCCUGGGCUGCCCUACAUCUAUGGCUCCAUGAAUCCCAAAGAUCUAUGCAAGACCAGUCCCAGCCACAUGGUGCUCUCAUACCCCUACCCCAAUCAGACUCACAGUGAAGACCCCACAUCUUAGCUCCCACAAGCCAGCCUCUCUUGCCAUGUUCUAGGACCCUCUGAACAGCCACUGGAAACAGGGAGCUCACACUGACUGGGUUGGAACCUAUUGGCCAUGUUUACCAUAUGGUAGCCAGGUGUGGUGGUACUUGCCCAAAAUCCUGGCAUCUGAACCAUGAGUUCAGUCAGCUUGGGCCAUAUAGCUAGAUACUGUUUCAAAACAAACACAAAAGUUGACCAUGGAGUAUGGCACAGGACCAUGGAGAUAAGAGGCCCCCAAAGUCCUUCAAAGUACUGUAAAAGUGAGGCAGAGUUGAGGGAAGCUCCACCUUCUCUGUAGGGGUGAGGCUAGGUGAGUGGUGUUCAGGCUGGACCUGACUGUGUAGCCCUGG
Messenger RNA from Onychomys torridus (southern grasshopper mouse), 2251 nucleotides. It is a transcript of the gene Znf385c, whose product is annotated as zinc finger protein 385C. The record is from RefSeq and is a predicted model, not a curated record. Bases 56 to 1573 code for a protein of 505 amino acids. Lineage: Eukaryota; Metazoa; Chordata; Mammalia; Rodentia; Cricetidae. Gene Ontology annotation, molecular function: nucleic acid binding; zinc ion binding. The transcript has 9 exons. Gene Ontology annotation, cellular component: nucleus.